GCUCGUUCAAAUUCUGAAACAUGAAGGAUACUAUAGUUAUGUACCCUGCUCUUGGUAGUGGACACUUAAUGUCCAUGGUUGAAUUAGGUAAACUAAUAUUAACUCAACACCCUUCAUUUUCCAUCACUAUUCUCAUUCUUACAUCACCCAACAAAAACACAACCAACAAAGACACAAACCAAAAAACCCUAUCUCCACAAGAACAAUACAUAGCUUCAGUUUCAGCCACAUUUCCCUCAAUUAAUUUCCAUUACAUUCCUCCAGUUUCAUGCCCUAUAACACUUCCACCACACUUAAUCACCUUUGAAGUUUCUCACCAAUGCAACCACCAUGUUGAAAAUAUUCUACAUUCAAUUUCCAAGACUACAAACCUCAAAGCUGUUAUCUUAGAUUUUUUCACUUAUAGUGCUUCACAUGUCUCUACUAAACUUGAAAUCCCUACUUACUUUUACUACACUUCAGGUGCAAUUGCUGUAGCUAUUUUCCUUAAUUUUCCAUCUUUUCACCAAAAUGCUACAAAACCUAUUACUGAUCUUCAUAUGUCUCUUAAUAUACCUGGGACACCAAAGAGUUUUUCAAUUGAUGAUUUACCUGAUGAUGGUAAGGAUACUGGGAGUAUAGGGUAUCAGUUUUUGCUUGAAUCGGCGAAAACUAUGAGGAAAUGUGAUGGGAUUAUUGUGAACACUUUUGAUGCUAUUGAAGGAAGAGCAAUUAAAGCUUUGAAAGAAGGGUUGUGUGUUCUUGAUGGAACUACACCAUCCAUUUUCUGUGUUGGACCUUUGAUCACACCUUCUUAUGGAGGAGAUGAAACUGGGUGUUUGAGUUGGCUUGAAUCACAACCAAGUCAAAGCGUCGUGCUUUUAAGUUUUGGGAGCAUGGGUAGAUUUUGUAAAGCUCAAUUGAAUGAGAUAGCACUUGGAUUGGAAAAAAGUGAACAAAGAUUUUUGUGGGUUAUUAGGGCUGAUUUGGACUUAGAAGAGCUGAGUUUAGACGAGUUGUUACCAGAAGGGUUUUUGGAGAGGACAAAGGAAAAGGGAAUGGUGGUAAGAAAUUGGGCCCCACAAGGUGCAAUACUAAGUCACGACUCUAUUGGUGGCUUUGUGACACAUUGUGGAUGGAAUUCGGUGUUAGAAGCAGUUUGUGAAGGGGUGCCUAUGGUGGCGUGGCCUUUGUAUGCGGAACAAAAGCUGAACAAGGUGAUUUUGGUUGAUGAAAUGAAGGUGGCUUUGGAAUUAAACAAGUCAAAAGAUGGAUAUGUGAGUGGAACUGAGUUGGCGGACCGAGUUAAGGAUUUGAUGGAUUCCAAUAAAGGGAAAGAGAUUCGACAAACGAUUUUUAAGAUGAAAAUAUAUGCUAAGGAGGCAAAUGUCGAUAGUGGAAGUUCAUUUGUUGCUUUGACUAAGUUGGGUCAGUUGUUGAAGCAGAAGAACUAUGGUUGA
This is a messenger RNA of Trifolium pratense (red clover), 1439 nucleotides long. RefSeq names its product UDP-glycosyltransferase 1-like. Gene Ontology annotation, molecular function: UDP-glycosyltransferase activity. The record is from RefSeq and is a predicted model, not a curated record. The transcript has a single exon. Bases 21 to 1439 code for a protein of 472 amino acids. Lineage: Eukaryota; Viridiplantae; Streptophyta; Magnoliopsida; Fabales; Fabaceae.